This is a messenger RNA of Cryptomeria japonica (Japanese cedar), 1597 nucleotides long. RefSeq names its product cytochrome P450 716B1. Gene Ontology annotation, biological process: sterol metabolic process. The record is from RefSeq and is a predicted model, not a curated record. The coding region runs from base 16 to 1461 and encodes 481 amino acids. Lineage: Eukaryota; Viridiplantae; Streptophyta; Pinopsida; Cupressales; Cupressaceae. The transcript is spliced from 3 exons. Gene Ontology annotation, molecular function: heme binding; monooxygenase activity; oxidoreductase activity, acting on paired donors, with incorporation or reduction of molecular oxygen.
UUAUAAGAUCCUAUAAUGGAUAAUACUGUGGUAGAAUGGAUUAGCUAUUCAAGCAUUUUAAUAGCAAUUCUAACUACAAUCAUUAUUAGCAUCUUGAGCUUCAAAAGCAAGAGUGGUAGAAUUAAUCUUCCACCAGGUAAUCUGGGGCUCCCUAUAAUUGGAGAGACAUUAGAAUUCUACAGAGCCCAGAAACGUAAUAGAGUGUUUGAGGAUUUCUUUGGCAACAGAAUCCAAAAAUAUGGGAGCGUUUUCAAGACUGGGUUGAUGGGAUCUCCCACUGUAGUUUUCACCGGAGCCGCCGGUAAUCGUUUCCUGCUUCAUCAUGAGUUCAAGUUGGUGAUGAGCUCAUGGCCAGAGUGCACAGUAAAUCUGAUAGGCAAGGGAUCUAUCAUGGAAAAACAUGGUGCAGAACACAAGCGCCUGAGAGGGGCUGUAAUGGCCUGCUUAAGGGCAGAUGUUUUGCAGAGCUUUGUGGGAAAACUGAGCUCUGUGAUUGAAGAUCACUUUGAGAGGCAUUGGAAAGGAAAUGAUGUUGUUCUUGUUUAUCCCUUAACCAAGUUGCUCACUUUUACUUCUGUGUGUAGUCUUUUCUUGGGCUUUGAAGGAGAGGAUGAGAUUAAGUAUUUGUUGAAUCUGUUUGAGAAGGUUUUGUUGGGUGUUUUUGCUUUUCCCAUUGAUCUUCCAUGGAGCAGGUACAGGCGAGCCAGGUGGGCAAGAUGUAAGAUUGAUGAGUUUCUGUUAACGUUGAUUAAGAGGCGGCGUAGGGAUCUGGCUGAAGGGAGGGCCUCUGCUGAACAGGAUUUGUUUUCCAGGUUGCUGACUUUGAAUGAUGAAGAUGGUAACACGCUUAGGGAUAAGGAGGUCAUGGAUAAUGUUGUCUUGUUUAUGUUUGCUGCCCAUGAUACCAGCUCUUAUGCCAUUGCCAUGAUGUGUAAAUUUCUCAGGGAACACAAUGAUUGCUAUGAACAAAUCUUAGCAGAACACAAGCAGAUUCUGAAGAGCAAGGAACCAGGAGAAAAGCUCAACUGGGAAGAUGUAAAAAAUAUGACAUAUACAUGGAGAGCAGCCCAAGAAACAAUGCGCUUGCUUCCUCCAAUCUUUGGGUCAUUCAGAAAGGCAAUUGUUGAUUUUGAAUACGAAGGCUACACCAUACCAAAAGGAUGGAAGGUUUUAUGGACAGCAUCAACUCACUAUGAUGCAGACUGUUUUCAAGAGCCACAGAAGUUUAAGCCAUCCAGAUUUGAAGAUUCAAUUCCACCAUAUGUGUUUGUCCCAUUUGGAGGAGGAGUUCGUAUGUGUGCAGGUUUAGAGCUUGCUAAAUUGCAAAUUACAGUGUUCAUACACCACCUUGUAACUCAAUAUGAUUGGUCAUUAGUGGAUCCAAGUGAAGGAAUAACUAUGGAUCCUCUCCCUACUCCAACCAAGGGAAUGCCUGUAAGGCUUACCAAAAAGAACACAUAAACUAAGGACUUAGUCUCUUUCUUUUUGAACUUCUAUUAUAACAAAAUGGAAGUUAAUUGCAACUACAAUUUGAAAGAGUGUGUCAUGUAAGUGGAAAGAGUAAAAGAUUUGAGUUUAGAGUUUAGUGUUGCAUAUA